AUGCUCAAUCUCUACACCGAGACCGCUUUCGAGGUGACGCCUGCGACACAAGCUUCAAUCGUCAGUCUCCAAAUCCCGAGAAAGAACGGCUCCUACAACAAGUCGAAGUUCUCGGUGAAUCGCUCCUCCCACGCCGAUGCCUCAACAAAGGAUGAAAAGUCCUUUUCCGCUCAUGUUCUCGCAUCCCAAAGUUCGAUUUACUUUCGACAAUCAAAGUCCUACCCAAGAACGUUUCAUUGGAAGGUGGUAAACAGCGGGAAGACCCUGGAGAUCCAAUGCGCCGAUCUAGCUCGCAGUGAGAAUGAUUUGAAAGAGGCAUAUUACACCCUUAGAUUUGAGCUACAAGACCCGAUCAUUCCUCGAGGUGUUGCAUUUGCCGAUCUUGAGACUGGCGAUGACCUUCACGUUGUUGUAUGCACGAACAAAAACGAAUUAUUUCACCUCCAACUUCCGACCAGCGCCUUCCGCGAUGCCGAUGUCCUUCGGAAUGAGAACCUGGGCAACUGGUGCAGGCCCCUCGACAGUUCGUCCCUAGAUAUCAACGCUGUUCACCAUGUCUGGGCUAGCAGCCCCCUCGAGUUGUUUUUGUCUUUUACAAGCGGCAAGAUCCAGCGAUCCACUCGACGCUCAGUAGACGGACAUUGGAAACAUGACAUUUACGAUGACAAGACUUGGGGUGCCUCGAUACGAGGCAUGGUCAGCCGCCGCGGCCUGCAAACUAUCGAACACGGUGCGGCAUCCCUGGAUGCGAGGACGGCUCAGGCUAUGGUCACUUCGCCAGAUAGCAAGUUUCUGUUCACCGUGUGCUUAAAUCACAGUCUGAGAGUCUGGAAUCUGUUGGACGGAAAGAUUGUUGCAACGAAAGAUCUUCUCGAUGCUGUUCGGGACCCGAACGAUCGCACUCACCUCAACCCUGCCGAGGACGCAUUCAUUCAGAUCUUCAAGCUGCCCCUUCAGAGGAACCCUGUUCUAUUGACCUACACCCCUCAAGAUGGGGGACAGUUCAAGUUCUGGGAUCUCAAGGGUGGUGCUACCGAGAACCUCGUUGUGGAAGACCGAUACCCCAAUCAGCGUUUGAGUGCUCCUGACCCAGAUCCUUCAGGAAACACCAUUUGGUCGAUGGUCGGCUUCAAACUUGACCCCAUCUCGGACUUCCAACCCGCCCGACUGUGGGUUCUAUGGCGAAAUCACAACUACCAUCAACUCUACCGCUGCACUUUUGACUUUGGAAAUCUUGCGAGUUCGUGGAAAGCCAACUGGGUCAAAUGUGCUGCGACGUCCUCCUCAAAAAAUGUGCCGCCCGACUUGGUCCGAGGUGAUCCAGAAGAUCCUGCUUCAAAAUGGCUGGAUUUCUUUUUCUACCCUGGACGAUACACGGACAUGGUCCUCGAAACUUCUCUGUCUGUGUUUGAGGAGGCUACGACGGUCAAAUUGACAGCUUCUCAAAAGGCGGGCACGAUAAGACAACGAAUGUGCAAUAUCGUAGCAGCAACGGUGGCUCUUCGGAAGUAUGGAGAUUCCGACCUCGACUUUGAUCGUUUCAUUACCGAUACAGAUGCUCAAUGGCGGAACUUGUACCGUAUUGCUGAAAACAUUAACGAGAGUCGAAAUGCUCCGUUAGCAUUGGCGUACGAUACGUUCUGCGACAUGGUGUGGGUUCCAAUGGCAGGAAAAUGCUGUGCCAUAAGGGAAUGCAGUAUCGUUGAAUUGUUGCAGCAGAACGCAAUCGAGGAUAUUCCCAAUCUGGAGGAUGUGGCUGCUCAAGCGUGGACUCAUCGUAAGGUCAGCGCGGAAGAUGGCGAGCCGUUCCAGAACCUUGCAAUCUUGAUGGCCGCAGCCAAAACCUUCCGGGAGAGCUUCGCCGCCGAUCUAGACUGCGACCUGGCAGCCGCUAUCGAGGAAGACAUGUCUGUCGGGGAGGAAUAUGUUACGCCCACUAGGAUAUUUGAGAUCUAUGACAACAUAGGUUUCAGCGAGGCUAUCUCUAAUGAAGUGUUCGAACAACUCGAAGCCAACCUUCAAGCGAUUGGAGGUCUGUCGUCGUUGAACAAUGAACUAUUCCUGGGUGUUCUGGAACUCUUGGCUACGAAGACCAAGAGAGCAAAGACAGCUUUGAGGAACACAAUAUUUGGAAGCAAUUUGUUUUCAGCAGGCAUCCGCGAUUACAUCUCGUCUCAGCGUCAAUUACUGACGGAUCUCCUCGCCUUGGCCAUUUUUGUUGAAGGAGAGCUAAACCAGGAGGAGGUCAAGAUGACUUCAUUUGAUGCUUCGGAGCUGUUCCACCACAUUUCCCCCUUACUCAAACUGUGUGAACGGAACUUAUGGCUGGCAACCCGUUUUCGAUACGUCCCCCUAGAAGUUCUCGGCACUGAUGGGUUACCUAAUUCUGCCCGUCGACCGUCUACGUCCAGUCAAGAAGACCAAAGACUCGUCAGCAUAUUUGAGGAUACUCUGGGCAAGGCAGUCAGGCCACAGCCGGCCGUUGACAAGCCCCAGCUCUACUUGGUUACUGAUCAGUUGAUUGAGAUCGAUGACUGGGCGUCAGGAAAAGACACCAUCGAAAGUGAUGAUGGUGUAGUGUACCUGUUGUGCGAUCUUCUAAAGCAGGGCGAAAUCGAUAUAGCCACAGACUUCAUGAAGUUUCAACCCUCCACGCCUUGGGCGACUUAUGUCAAGGGAAGACUGGCGUUGGCUAAAGGCGAGCUUCAAAUGGCGGCAAUCUGCUUCAAAAAAGCGUCAUACGGACUUGCAUGUGGCAAAGCGGUUGGACAUCUUGUGGCCAUGUCUGCCGGACUGUUGUCGAUCAUCGAAGCAGAAUGUUUCAACAAUGGAAUGCCGCUCUAUCUACAGCACAUCUCCAAUUUGUUCGAGGCUGCGCACGUGUAUGAUGCAUCUGCCAAAUUUGCGCAUCUAGCUCUACAAGCCUUACAGCCUGACCAAAAGGAACCUGUGGCCAACUUCAAGACGGAAGUACUCUCUCGACUAUUCAAUGCAGAACUCAAGUCAUUCCGAAUUCAACGUGCAUAUGACGCACUGGCACAAUUCACAGACCAAGCACUGCAGAGAUCCUCUGUAGCCUUACUUGUUAACGCCAUCUUGAACCCACGUUCCUCCAUCUAUAGUGGCCAAAGUGCAGUCGAGACGAUACAAUCGCUUCCAUGGAACAUGUAUCCGAGUUUAGCGCGUCAUGUCGACCAACACUUGACGGGCCUCGCGAAGAAGCAGACUUCAGCUGGGACUGGUUGGUCUACCACCGUUGGGGGCUUUGACUAUCUUGGAAUUCUAUAUGCAAUACGCGUGGCUCAGAAAAACUAUCGCGGUGCCGUGGCUGUUCUCUACGAUCGCCUCAAGUUGGUACGUCGAUCUGGCAAAUUGAGACACGAUCCCCAGGCGACCGUGUUGAGGCACGUACUACUGUCUCUUAUCAACAUGAUGGCCUGUGUGGCUCCCGAAGAAGCGUAUAUCCUGGCGGAUGUGGAACCUGAAAGCAGAGACCGACUUGCUCCGAAGCAAAACAAAGAGAUCACAGAGACCAGCAAGAAGAGACGGCGCGUCAUUGUCACGUUGGAGGAUCUACGAAAGGAAUAUCAACAGAUUCUGGAUAGGUGCAGCAGAAUCGAGCGUGGAGAUUUUGAUUUCGAGGUUGACGGUGAGACCGACGAUGAUGAGGAGGUGCUUGCCGACCAUUCACGGCUCAAUCUUUCUUCCCACGCAGGGGACGCCAUGGAAUUUUGA
This is a messenger RNA of Exophiala spinifera, 3735 nucleotides long. RefSeq lists its product as uncharacterized. NCBI's taxonomy places the organism in Eukaryota, Fungi, Ascomycota, Eurotiomycetes, Chaetothyriales, Herpotrichiellaceae. The transcript has a single exon. Gene Ontology annotation, cellular component: nuclear pore. Gene Ontology annotation, molecular function: structural constituent of nuclear pore. The record is from RefSeq and is a predicted model, not a curated record. The coding region runs from base 1 to 3735 and encodes 1244 amino acids.